This is a messenger RNA of Dendrobium catenatum, 1368 nucleotides long. RefSeq lists its product as uncharacterized. The transcript is spliced from 3 exons. The record is from RefSeq and is a predicted model, not a curated record. Bases 1 to 1368 code for a protein of 455 amino acids. NCBI's taxonomy places the organism in Eukaryota, Viridiplantae, Streptophyta, Magnoliopsida, Asparagales, Orchidaceae.
AUGGAUGGUCUUUCUACUAGUUUUGAUUUGGCUGUGGCUAACAAAUCUUUUGAUGGUAUUUCAGCUGAUAACUGUGAAGUUACCCAUCUCAUGUUUGCUGAUGACCUACUUGUUUUUGGUUAUGCUACCACAGCCAAUGCUAACACACUCAAUUCCAUCCUUAAGGACUUUGCUUCGGUUACUGGUCUAAAGAAAAAACUUUUUACUGUGUCUUGGAAAAACACCUGUACCCCAAAACAGAAUGACGGCUUGGGUAUCCCGUCUAUUGAUUAUCUAUACCAUAAUUAUGCUUGCUCUAUCAUUUGGAGGUUUCUUAAUUCUAACAGCCUCCUUUUCUAUUGGUGGAGAGCAAAAUACUACUCACUUUGGAACUUUACUUCGGCUAAUAAGGCUCCUUAUUGGGAUCUUCUGUGUAAGAAAGCAAGCUGCAUAAGAAACUGCAUUUCUUUCUCUAUAACCCCAAGUAGCAACCUCUCUGUUAUCUGGGACCCUUGGUGUGGGGGGAAUUCCAUUGCUGAUUACCUGAAGGCCUCUAACUCUAUUACCAACUAUUCCAGUUACUUUAGCUGGAAAGUUUCUAAUAUUAUUCUUAGGGAUAAUUGGAACCUUCCUCAGUUUUUUGAAAGUCAUAUCUCCUUUAUUAUUAAGGCUGUUCCCAUCAGUUCUCUGGCGGAAAAUCAUUUUUGGGUUGGCAAACAAAACCCAGUGUUUGUUGAUUUAUAUAAACAGUUCUAUUGUAAUUGGAGCAAGGUUCCCUGGUACAAGUAUGUCUGGCACAAGCAUCAUGCCCUUAGAUACUCGGUAUAUGUCUGGCUUGCUUUUAAAGAUGGAUUAAAAACUUCUGAAUUUCUGGCCAAGAGAGGUAUUAACACUGCUGCCAAGUGUUGUUUCUGUCACGAUGAUACUGAAACCAUUUCUCAUCUCUUUUUUGAGUGCAGUUUCACUUUUGCUAUUGCUAAAUAUUUUUUACCUUGGCUGAACGUUCUUCUUAUGAGGCCCAACCUGCAUCAGCUAUACAAUUCUAUUUUUGAGCAAAGGUCUUUAGCCCAUAGCAGAAAUUAUCAUCUUCUCACUUCCUCUGCUAUCAUCUACUUCUUAUGGAGAGCUAGAAAUGAUCGAAUUUUUGGUGGCUAUGCCUUGAAGAAUCUGGUUUAUGCCUGUCGUGAUGAGUAUGUAAUGAAAAUUUUGGGGAACCUGCAGAUUUUGCUGGACUGCCAGGUGGCAUGGAUGUCUAUUUUUGAAAGGACGAUGAUGAUCGCUGAUUCUUAUCAGUUGCCCCUUGGAUGGUCGACUUGGCAACCAGGGGCUUUGAUCUUAUUUUGGCCCAUUCGAGAAAAUGACCCUUACCGACAACAAAGAGCAAUCUGA